AUGCUUAAAUUGGCUUUGCAGCCGAAGAUGACCGAUGACAAUGACGGAUCUAAGAUGUCACACUAUUUGAAAGUGGUUACUGCAGUGAGCGCAUACUGGGUUUGUUCUAUAGGGCUAGUGUUUCUAAACAAGUACCUCCUGAGCAGUAAUGACCUGCAGCUGAACGCCCCGCUCUUCAUUACAUGGUUCCAAUGUGUCGUGACCGUUGGCCUUUGCUUCUCUUUAUCAUUUUUGUCCAAGAACUUUCCACAUACAAUCACAUUUCCUCGUAUGACUCUAGAUGCGAAAAUCAGCAGAGAG
Ostertagia ostertagi is the source of this 300-nucleotide messenger RNA. Lineage: Eukaryota; Metazoa; Nematoda; Chromadorea; Rhabditida; Trichostrongylidae. The record is from the annotation of a GenBank genome assembly.